AUGGAAAACUUGGACAACAUCAAACUAUACCUCAAGUCCCUCGACCAAUCACUAUCUCAAUAUGAGUCAACUCUCGAGCCACUCCUAUCACGCACACUCGAUGAGCACUUGGCACAACAAUCUUCACCCCAAGAAAAGAUCAAAUUCCUCAACAACUUCCAAUACGUUCUAAUAUCAACGAUAUACUCAUACUUGAAAACGAUUGGGAUUGAUACCGACACACAUCCCAUAAAGAAGGAGUUGGCGCGUGUCAAGAGUUACAUGACAAGAGCUAAAAAUGUUGAUCAGAAAAGUAAUCAACAUGAUGAGAGCACCACCAACAAGGCAAAGACGAAGGAGUUUAUUACUCGAACUUUGGGUGUCAAGAAUGGUGUUGAAAACACAGUUGGCAAUGUCGGUCCCGCUAUCAGUACGCAGAAUUUCCAAGGCACACAUACUAAAUUUAACGACGACGAUGUGGAGGAUGAUGAUGAUGAUGAUGAAAGUGGAGCUGAAGAACUGAGAUUGCGUACGCUGAGUGAACCAAAAGAAGAGGCACAGAUUGAGAGCAUACAGAGUAAAAAGCAUGUCAAAAGCAAGAUUGAUAAAUUAGCCAUGCAAAAAGGGAAAUCAAAACAGCUGAAGAAUAAAGUCACCAAACCCAAACACGGUAACUCUCCCAAACCCAAGAAGCAAAAGAAAACUAAAGGAUAG
Messenger RNA from Lodderomyces theae, 693 nucleotides. RefSeq lists its product as uncharacterized. The transcript has a single exon. Gene Ontology annotation, molecular function: DNA binding; RNA binding. Gene Ontology annotation, biological process: maturation of 5.8S rRNA; regulation of gene expression. The record is from RefSeq and is a predicted model, not a curated record. NCBI's taxonomy places the organism in Eukaryota, Fungi, Ascomycota, Pichiomycetes, Serinales, Debaryomycetaceae. Bases 1 to 693 code for a protein of 230 amino acids. Gene Ontology annotation, cellular component: nucleolus; exosome (RNase complex).